Messenger RNA from Paramecium pentaurelia, 3495 nucleotides. The record is from the annotation of a GenBank genome assembly. Lineage: Eukaryota; Ciliophora; Oligohymenophorea; Peniculida; Parameciidae.
AUGAAUUUUAGAGAAACCUAAAAAAAAUUAUAUCCUUAUAAAAGACCAUCUAUUAACAAAAAACUUCUUUAAGGCAUUUAGUAACAAGAUGGCUCAUAAUAUUCGGAAACUUUUUUAAAAAAUUUUGACUCUAUAAAAUAGUAGAAUAUAAAAAUAAGUGUUAAAAAAAAUUGCCCAGAAGAUAAAGAAUAACAAAAAGGAUAUGAAAUUUCUGUAAAAAUAGCAAAAGAGAAUUCAUUUGAUGAAGCAUAUUAAGAGAAAUUAAUCUAAUUUAUUAAGAAAUUUUUUUUUAAUGGCCAAUUCUAAUUAACACUAUCUUACCCUCAUAUAAUGGGAGAAAACUAAAAAAAUGAUUUAUCAAAAGAAUUUAAAGAUCUAUAAUUUUAGAUGAAAGAAAUAGUAUUUGAUGAAUCCGAUUAUUUAUUUUAUUAAAAAAUUUACCAAUUCAAAGGUUAAGAAAAGUUUGGAAUAUCUGCUGAUUUGUAAAUGCUAAUAUUUGAUAAAUUUAUAUUUUAAGAUUUGGAAUCUAAGGCUAGAAAAGAAGGGUAUCAUUUUGAAUGCAAUUAUAAAGAAUUUUAAUGUUCCAUCCCAACUCCUAAUUAUACAUUACAUGAUAUAAAGAAACAAAUGCAAUUCUUCGUUAAUAAUGUCUACAAUACUUUAAAUAAAUAUGAUAUCAUUGAAAUUGAUACUAAAACAAAGUAGGAAUCCUAAAUAAUCUAUAAAUUGGUGUAAAAAUAUCAAAAAGAAAUGAAAAAGUAAAUGAAUACAGAAAUAUUUCCUGUGAUCAUUAAUCUUAAUAAUUUAUAAUAAAAACCUGAAAAAUAAUUAGAUGGUGAUUUUAUAAAAAACAUCAUUUAAAAAUUAAAGUUUGAUAAACUCUAUUUAGUUUUGGAGAAAAAUGAGAAAGAUUUAGAUGUAAUUUAGUAAGAAUUUAUGAAAUUUAUGAAUAGUAGUAAUAACAUUUUUUAUGAUAGUUAUAAUUAUUAUGUUUAAUUUAAAGAACCUUAGGAAGAUGAAUUUUUUAAUUAACAAUUUGAAAAUUUGUAAAAAGAGUUUAAUAAUAUAAGUAUCUAUGUAUCCCUCCCAAAAUAAAUUAAUUAUAAUGAAUAUGAAGUUUAAAUUUUAUGUGAAACUUGGCAAGAAAUUUUGAAUAAUCCUUCUAAAUUUAAAUAAGACUGUAAUUAUAUCAUAAAAAAGUUAUAACAUAUUUAUACACCAUAUAUUCAAAUAAGAAUGAAGGAUUAAUAAAAAAUAUUAAUUUGGAAGGAAUAUUUGCAGAGCUAGCUUGAUAAAUAAUUGAUUUAAUAUAUCACUGAUGGUAUUAAGAGUUCGAAUCGUAACGAAAAUUAAAAUGAUUUUAUUAUUAGAAUAUCAACAAUUCUUCCUUAAUACGAAGAAGAAUAGAGAAGAAUAAAAUAACAAUUAGAAAAUUUUCAAUUAUCGAUUGUUGAUGUCUAUAAUGAUAAUGUAUAACUAUAAAAAUUCAUUGCUGAAAAUAUUGAUAAAGAUGAAUUUGAAAAUAUUUUAAACAACUUCCAACAGCAAGAAAAUGCAAAAAUAGCCUAAAUUAAAUUAUUCGCUCUUUAGGGAUAGAAAUUUCAAUUCAAAGUUAUUCAUUAUAAUAAAUAUUCUAGAAAUGAUAUAGAAGAUGUGAUAAAAAGUUAAUUCAUUAACGAUCUAAAAUAAUAAGAAAUUAAAUUUCCUUUUAUCUCAUUUCUUAAGUAUCAAAAGUUAGAAAUUCCAAAACAAAUUACAGAUAAAGAUAUUUUAUCAGUUAUCCCUAAGGAUAAUAAAUAAAAUGUAAUUAUUAUAGGGAAAAACUAAGAUAUAUUGAAAUUUCAAGAUAUUAUUAAAGAAAUUGAAAAAAAAUAUUAGGAUAAUAGAAUGAAAAUUCAACUUUUUAUCAAGCAAAAAUCACUUUCAGAUGAGAUACUCAAGAUAUUGAAAUAGCAAGACUUUUGUUAUGUUUCAUAUGAUUAAAGAAAAUAUAUAUAAACUAUUGAAUUUUUGAAGCAAGACUUUGACAUUAUCUAUAACCUUUUAAAAAAUUUAGAACAAUCUUAUGAGACUUGUAAGGUGCUUAUUCUGGAUGUUAAUGAUUAAAAGAAAAUUGAAAAGAUAAAUCUAAAAGAAAUUGAAAAAAAAGAAUAAGUAAUUAUUGAUAUUUAAAGUGUCUCUAUAAUAAAUCCACUGAAAGCAGAAGGAUUUCUUCUAAAUAUAGGAUAUAAUAAAAAAAUAAAAUUUAUAAAAGGGAAUAUAUCUUAAAUCUAAUGUUAAGCUAUUGUUUUAGAAUUUUUGAAAAAUGUCGAUUUUAGUGAAGAAAGACUUUAAAAUGAUUAAAUCAAAAAUAUAAUAAACUUCAUAUAAGGGGAAAAUAAUAAAAAAGAAUUAUUAUAAGAAUGGAAGUUUUAAAUCUAAGAAUAAGAUAUAAUAGAUAUUCAUUGUUAAAAAUUGAAAAAUCAUAAAAAUUUAAUAGAUUAUUUAUUUUAAAUUUAUCCAAAAUUUAAUAGGCAAGCUGCGAGUUUGGAAAAUAAUUUAUUGCAUAUUAAAUCUCUAAUUACAAAAGUAUUUUAAAAAAGCAAAGAACACAAUAUAACAUAAAUUGCAUUUCCACUCAUUGGAGUUGGAUUAUUUGGUUAUAACUUAAAAGAAAUUUAAUAAGUUUUAAUUUAAGAAAUAAUCUCUUAAUUGUCAUAUUAAAAUUGUUAAAUAUCAUAAGUGUUUGUAUAGAAGACAACAGAUUUGAACAUGAUUUUAAUAUAUAAUGAUUUUAUAUUAAUAAUAGUUAUUUAGAAUGAAUAGGAUUAUAGAUAAGUUUAAGAAUAUUGUAAAAUUAUUUCAAAUAACACAAAUUUGAAUUAGAGUAAUUAUAAUUAAUAAAGUUUUAUUACAUAGGUUGCUAGUUGUUAAAUAGAAAUAGAUGGUGAUUUAAUUGAUAUUGAAGAUUCUUAUGUAAUUGAGCAAAUUAGCUAUCAAUAUUAACUAUUAAAAUAGGGUUAAUAAAUUGAACCUUUUACUAUUACACACCCUUAUUCAAAAUAUCCAUUCACUCAUUCAAUUGAUUUGAAAAAUAAUAAAAUGAUACAAGAAAAAAACAAUACUUAGUAGAAAAUUGAGUUUAUAGAUUUAUUUAAACAAAGAAUAUACUUUAUUGAUUAACAAUAAGUAUCUGAAAGUCUAAAUUAAUAUUUAUUAUUAAAGCAUGAAUAAAAUAAGCUAAAUGAAUUUAAAAUAUAUUAUGCAUAAGAUGAAGUGAAAGUAAUUAAUUCUUAAUUUUACAUAAAAACCAAUUUUUUUGAAAAUUUUUAAAAAGUUUUUAUUAAAUAUAAGAAAGAUUAAUUUAAAUAGGAAAUUCUAAUUAAUUUUGAACAAUUUGAAUAAUAAGGUGAAGAAACAGAUAAUAAUGACUUAAAAUGGUAACUUGAGAUAUUGUCUGACAAUAUAUAAAAAAUUAAGAGAGCCAUAGAUUCAAUUAAUUAAAGAAGGAUAUGA